Messenger RNA from Elgaria multicarinata webbii, 1048 nucleotides. It is a transcript of the gene SNAI3, whose product is annotated as snail family transcriptional repressor 3. The record is from RefSeq and is a predicted model, not a curated record. The coding region runs from base 86 to 985 and encodes 299 amino acids. Gene Ontology annotation, biological process: regulation of DNA-templated transcription. The transcript has 3 exons. Gene Ontology annotation, molecular function: RNA polymerase II cis-regulatory region sequence-specific DNA binding; DNA-binding transcription factor activity, RNA polymerase II-specific. Lineage: Eukaryota; Metazoa; Chordata; Lepidosauria; Squamata; Anguidae.
GGGCGGCCCAUGUUAAUGAGCGCGCGGCUUUAUCCCACCUGCCCGGCCGGCUCCCCUCGCGUCGCCGCCGCCGCUGCCGCUCGCCAUGCCGCGCUCCUUCCUGGUCAAGAAGCCCUCGAGCACCCGCGUCCCCAACUACGGCCAGCUGGAGACGCGCCGCCAAGAAUCCAAUGGAUACUGCCCCACCUGGAAAGGGGUGGUGUUACCCCUCCUCAUUCAGGACGGCGCGGCUGGCCGUGCCGCCCCCUGUGAAGCUGGCAGCUUCUGGGACCGGGGCUCCGUCAUCGCCUGCCUGUCCCCCGUCCUUCCACAGAGCAGCGAGGCCAAAGGGGAUCCCGGCUCAAACCCCCAAGUUGGGGCCAGGGAGGCCCCAGGAGACAGCCGGGUCUCUGGCACUCCUCUCCGAGAUAACCAAAACAACCUCAAUCUCCCAUCGGCGUUCAGCCUGCCCCAAAGGAGGACUCCCCAUCUGGGCAGCUCGGCGGAGGGAGGCGGUGAUGGACUGCUGGGCGAGCGAGGGGUGGCCGCUGACCCACUGGAGAGGUUCGAGUGUCCGGACUGCCGCAAGCCCUACGGCACCUUCUCGGGCCUGGCCCGCCACCGGCAGCAGCGCUGCAGGCGGCAGGCGGUGGCAGCAGCGGCGAGGAAGUAUUUCAGCUGCAAGUACUGCGACAAAGAGUACGCCAGCCUGGGGGCCCUGAAGAUGCACAUCCGCACGCACACGCUGCCCUGUGUGUGCAAGGUCUGCGGCAAAGCCUUUUCCCGGCCGUGGCUGCUGCAGGGGCACAUCCGGACGCACACAGGUGAAAAGCCCUACACCUGCUCUCACUGCAGCCGGGCGUUUGCUGACCGCUCCAACCUCCGCGCUCACCUGCAGACGCAUUCCGACAUCAAGAAAUACCAGUGCCACACCUGCCUGAAGACCUUCUCCCGAAUGUCGUUGCUCUUGAGGCACGAGGAGGUGGCUUGCUGUCCGGCAACUUGAUGCCGUAUUGCACUGGGCUAGCUGGGAAUUAUUUUUUUUUAAAGAGAAUGUCAUCCGAAACCA